Vitis riparia (riverbank grape) is the source of this 1161-nucleotide messenger RNA. Its product is annotated as triosephosphate isomerase, cytosolic. The transcript has 9 exons. Gene Ontology annotation, molecular function: triose-phosphate isomerase activity. The coding region runs from base 94 to 858 and encodes 254 amino acids. Gene Ontology annotation, cellular component: cytosol. NCBI's taxonomy places the organism in Eukaryota, Viridiplantae, Streptophyta, Magnoliopsida, Vitales, Vitaceae. Gene Ontology annotation, biological process: gluconeogenesis; glycolytic process; glyceraldehyde-3-phosphate biosynthetic process. The record is from RefSeq and is a predicted model, not a curated record.
AAAAACCUGUAGAGCCAAACUCAACUCUCUGCUUUAUCUGUCGCUGGGCUGUGAACCUGUGGUUUCGGUAUUUCAUCGUUCGCGGUUUGAAAAAUGGGGAGAAAUUUUUUCGUCGGCGGCAACUGGAAAUGCAAUGGAACAGUUGAGGAGGUGAAGAAGAUUGUUACUGUUUUGAAUGAGGCUGAAGUUCCGUCCGAAGACAUUGUGGAGGUUGUGGUAAGUCCUCCAUUUGUGUUUCUUCCUUUGGUAAAAAGUUUAUUAAGGUCUGAUUUCCAAGUUGCGGCACAAAACUGUUGGAUUCGGAAAGGAGGUGCUUUCACUGGUGAGAUCAGUGCUGAGAUGCUUGUCAAUUUGGGCAUUCCUUGGGUUAUUCUUGGUCAUUCUGAAAGAAGAAGUCUUUUAGCUGAAUCAAAUGAGUUUGUUGGAGAUAAAGUUGCAUAUGCACUUUCCCAAGGCUUGAAAGUGAUUGCUUGUGUUGGGGAGACUCUUGAGCAGCGAGAAUCAGGAUCUACAAUGGCUGUUGUUGCUGCACAAACUAAAGCGAUUGCAGAAAACGUGUCAAGCUGGGAUAAUAUUGUUUUGGCUUAUGAACCUGUUUGGGCCAUUGGCACUGGAAAGGUUGCAACCCCUGCUCAGGCACAGGAAGUCCAUUGUGAAUUGAGGAAAUGGCUUCAUGAUAAUGCUGGAGAUGAAGUUGCUGCAUCAACUAGAAUUAUUUACGGAGGUUCUGUAAAUGGAGCAAACUGCAAAGAAUUGGCAACACAACUAGAUGUGGAUGGUUUUUUGGUUGGUGGAGCUUCCUUAAAGCCGGAGUUCAUCGACAUCAUCAAGUCUGCCACUGUAAAGAAGAGUGCUUAAAGUCUGGACGGUCCCUCUACUGUCCUUUAAAAAUGCUGGCUGAGCAACUUAAGCUGUAAUUUUGUAGUCUUGGUGUCCUGGAACUAGAGGUUAGCUGGACGUCUCCCAGUAUUAUAAUCUUCCCUUUUUCAUGUCUGUUGAGGUGAGGACCCAUCUUUGUUUUCAACUCAAAUAAAGAUCGGACACGAGUCUGCUUCUUUUUUGUGGAACCGUAUCAUAACAUCUUAAAAAUCUUAUAAUAAAACCAGACUAUUAUUGCCACAAAUAAAGAAAGCGAGUGCACUAUAUGUGAAUUUUGUUGUA